UCCAAAAAAAAAGUACGUGGAAAAUUAAAAGUCAAUGCACAAAAAUAAGAAUAGGAGGUUCGAACUCAACGUUCUCCAUUGAAGCGCAGUUGACGUUCUCCGUUGAAGCGCAUUCUUGUAUCCCUAUUGAAGCAGCUUCUAAGUUGAUAUGGAUAAUGGAGAUCAGGAUGUUGAUGUUGGAACUUGGUUCUCCAAUUUGCUCCAUGAUCAAUGGGUGACAGUUCCUGUUGCCGGUCGUCGACCUCCGGGUCGCUAUAAGCAUGCUGCAGCUGUUGCCGGGGAGAGGCUUUUCAUUUCUGGUGGUAGUCGUAACGGUCGUCACUUGUCAGAUAUUCAGGUUUUAGAUUUUACAAAUACUACAUGGUCGUCGCUGAAGCUUCCUGCUGCCUCAUCUGCAGCUGAAAAUGAUAGCUUGGUACAAGUCUUCCCAGCCACCUCAGGUCACCAUAUGAUUGUUUGGGGACAGAAAUUGCUACUACUUGAUGGGCAUUCAAAGUAUUCUAGUUGUGUAACAGUACUAAUUUUGGAUCUAGAGACGCAAGAAUGUGGUGUUAUGGAGACUAUUGGAGAAAUUCCGGUUGCUCGCGAAGGAGAGUCGGUGACACUGGUUGGCUCAAAAUUGAUAGUGUUUGGUGGUGAAGAUAUCCACCGGAAACUUCUAAAUGAUAUAUAUAUUCUCGACCUUGACACAAUGACUUGGAAUAAAGUUGAAGCUACGCAGAAUCCGCCUUCUCCAAGAUAUGAUCAUGCAGCUACUGUACAUGCUGAACGUUACCUCCUGGUAUUUGGCGGAUCUUCUCAUUCAACUUGCUUCAAUGAUUUAUACGUGCUAGACUUGGAAACGAUGGAGUGGUCUCAACCUGAGACUCGAGGUGAUUAUGUAUCUCCCCGAGCUGGACAUUCUGGUAUUACGGUGCAUGGAAACUGGUAUAUAGUUGGUGGCGGAGACAAUAAAAGCGGAGCCCUCGAUACACUAGUCUUAGAUAUGACCAAGCUUGUUUGGUCAGUGGUAACUUCGGUGAAACCAAGAGAUCCACUUGCCAGUGAGGGAAUCAGCAUCUGCUUAGCUCACAUUCACAGGGACCAAUAUUUAGUUGCUUUUGGUGGAUAUAAUGGAAAUUAUAACAAUGAGGUACUUGUUAUGAGACCUAAACUGAACGACUCUGCACGUCCUAAGAUGUACCUGUCCCCUGCCGCAGCUGCAGCAGCAGCAUCCGUUGCUGCAGCUUAUUCUAUCGGUUCAGGGAAGCAGUUGGAUUCAACCAAGACAGAGAACACUGAAGUAGAAGGUGCAGGUCAAAAGCAGGAUGGUUUUUCUGGUACAACUAGUGUUAAAGAUGCGAAAAGACUCUUGGAAUUGUCACUUGCUGAAGUUAGAGAAGAAAACUCUAAGCUGAAGGGAAAGAUUGAUGAAAUUAACAGUAACCAUGAAGAAUUAUCCAAGGAACUUGCUUCUGUUCAAGGUCAGUUGAUAUCAGAGAGAUCAAGAUGUUUCAAGUUAGAGGCACAGACAGCAGAAUUACAAGGCAUGUUGGAAUCACUCCCUUCUGUAGAGGCUGAAGUGCAAUCACUAAGAAAAGAAAAAUUCUUCACUGAGCAGGUUGAGCACAAUACAGCAGUACAGAGACAAGGUUCACGGGGUGUUUGGCAAUGGUUUUCUGGCGGUGAAAGCAGUCCUUGAGAGUUCGCUAAAUAUUUCAACUCUAUUAUGGGGUUGAUGUAUUGCAGUUUAGGUAGCUUUCCAUUCUGAAAUGGCAAAGUUGUCGAUUUUUUUUCCUAGCAGCAACUAUGCAUUGCUAGCUGAAAAUUCGGCAAUGAUAGCUAAGGGCUUGUUUGGCAUUGUUUUUUGUUUUCAGCUUUUUUUGUUGUCACAAGAAGAAGAAACAAGAAAACAGGAAACAAGAAAAAGGUGUUUCCACUUUUUUGUUGUCAGUUUUCAAAAGUAUCAUGAUUUUAAUUAGUUUGACUAAUUUUUGUUUCAUUAAAUGACAUAUAUCAUGAGUAUGAAAAAAAAAAAAAAACAGAAAACCACAAUGAUGCCAAACGAACAUUAAGUUAAUUGAUUGUAUUUGGCAUUGUUUUAGAUGAACAUAAAAGUCAUUGCCCUGUCCUGGCUUACUGUCGCUUCUUUUUAAAUGUGAAUGUGGACUGAAAAUGUACAAUUAUGCUUCUUUAAUAUUUUGUGCAAUUAACAAUUCUACUUCAUUUCUGUUAUCCA
Messenger RNA from Chenopodium quinoa (quinoa), 2218 nucleotides. Its product is annotated as acyl-CoA-binding domain-containing protein 4-like. The record is from RefSeq and is a predicted model, not a curated record. Gene Ontology annotation, molecular function: protein binding. Bases 149 to 1681 code for a protein of 510 amino acids. Lineage: Eukaryota; Viridiplantae; Streptophyta; Magnoliopsida; Caryophyllales; Amaranthaceae. The transcript has 14 exons.